GCCGGCCUCAGGGCGCAGGGAGGCUCGGAACCGGGGUCGCGCCGGGGUCCCGCGCUCGGGGCCUUCGCCGAGGGGCGGAGGAGACUAGGGGCGGGCGAGUGGGCGGCGGGUCCCGGCCGCGCUUCUCCCUGGCCGGGACUGCGAAUCGGGGCCGCCAACUUCUCCGCGCCCGCGCCCGCGCUCUCGGUCCCCCGAGCUUCCGCGCGCGGGCUCCGAAUCGCCGCCGCCGCCUCCUCGCCGCGCCCCACGCCCCCGCCGGCCGCGCUCCUCCUGGUUACAAAGGAGGGAAAAUGAGCCGGGCGGCCGAGCAGCGCGAGUCCCGCGCAGCGGCCCCCGGCACCAUGUAGAGCGCCCCUCCCGCCGCAGCCGGCCGGCCCAGCCACCCACCGCCCGCAGCCCACCGCCGGGCCGGGCCGAGCCCGCGCCGCCCAGCCCCGAGCCCCGCGCGGCGCCUCCGGCCGGGAAGAGGCGGAGGAGGAGCACCGCCGGAGCCCAGGCGCCGCCUUCCCGUCCCCGCGCCGCGCGCCCGCGCCCGCGCCGUUGUCUGCGGUCGGCUCUGGACCAGUUUGGGGAAGUUGCAGGGGCCCUGCGUCGCCCAGAUGUGCGACCUCAUUGAAUCGCAGCCGGCCGAGAAGAUCGGCAAGAUGAAGAAGUUGCGGAGAACUCUGUCGGAGAGUUUCAGCCGCAUCGCUUUGAAGAAAGAUGACACCACCUUUGAUGAGAUAUUAUCAAGUUUCCUGUGGACAUGGGAAUUAUCCAGAAUGGCUCCUUCCUUAGAACACAUGCUCAUCUAUUUGGGACGUUGGAAGGCACUGCAGAUAUGUGUCACAAAGAUGUCUACACGGAACUGCCAGGGAAUGGACUCAGUGAUCAAACACCUGGACACAAUUCCUGAGGAUAAAAAGGUCCGAGUCCAGAGGACACAGAGCACUUUUGACCCCUUUGAGAAACCAGCUAAUCAAGUGAAGAGGGUGCAUUCUGAGAACAAUGCUUGCAUUAACUUUAAGACCUCCUCCGCUGGCAAAGAGUCGCCUAAAGUUAGGAGGCACUCUAGCCCGAGCUCGCCAACAAGUCCCAAAUUUGGAAAAGCUGACUCAUAUGAAAAACUGGAAAAAUUAGGGGAAGGAUCUUAUGCUACAGUUUACAAAGGGAAGAGCAAGGUGAAUGGGAAAUUGGUAGCCUUGAAAGUGAUCAGGCUACAAGAAGAAGAGGGGACACCUUUCACAGCCAUCAGAGAAGCUUCUCUGUUAAAAGGACUAAAACAUGCUAACAUAGUGCUGCUUCAUGACAUCAUUCAUACCAAGGAAACACUGACGCUUGUCUUUGAAUAUGUGCACACUGAUUUAUGUCAGUACAUGGACAAGCAUCCCGGGGGGCUCCAUCCAGAUAAUGUGAAGUUGUUUUUAUUUCAGUUGCUGCGAGGGCUGUCUUACAUCCACCAGCGUUAUAUUUUGCACAGAGACCUGAAACCCCAGAAUCUUCUGAUCAGUGACACGGGGGAGUUAAAGCUGGCAGAUUUCGGUCUUGCAAGAGCAAAAUCUGUCCCCAGCCACACAUAUUCCAACGAAGUGGUUACCUUGUGGUACCGGCCUCCAGAUGUGCUCCUGGGCUCCACGGAAUACUCUACCUGCCUUGACAUGUGGGGAGUUGGCUGCAUCUUUGUUGAGAUGAUACAAGGUGUUGCUGCUUUUCCAGGAAUGAAAGACAUUCAAGAUCAACUUGAACGAAUAUUUCUGGUUCUCGGAACACCAAAUGAGGACACGUGGCCCGGGGUACAUUCUUUACCACACUUUAAGCCAGAACGCUUUACCCUGUACAGCUCUAAAAACCUUAGACAAGCAUGGAAUAAGCUCAGCUAUGUGAAUCAUGCAGAGGAUCUAGCCUCCAAGCUCCUACAGUGUUCCCCAAAGAACAGACUGUCUGCACAGGCCGCCCUGAGCCACGAGUAUUUCAGUGACCUGCCCCCGCGGCUAUGGGAGCUGACUGAUAUGUCUUCUAUUUUUACCGUCCCAAAUGUGAGAUUGCAACCAGAAGCUGGAGAGAGCAUGCGGGCCUUUGGGAAAAACAAUAGUUACAGCAAAAGUCUAUCAAACAGCAAGCACUGACAAGCACAGUAUUCUCAAGAGUGCACAGAGUUGGAUGAGGAAGUGGCAGAGGCUGUCUGCACACUGGAGACCAAAGAAUUCAGUCCAAGGUCUGGAGCUCACUGCAGCGUCCCCUGCAAGGCCACAUCAGGAGGCUGGUGGGUCUGCAGUAAAGGCCAAAGGAGUGGCAGUGAAAGCCAAAGAGUCUGCACUGGAAGCCAAGAGAUGAUGUCCAAGCUGAAGGUGAAGACUGGCGCUCCUCCAAAGAACAAAAGCGAGUCCAUCCUUCCUUAUUUCCCCUCUAUACCUUCUAGGCAACAAGCUGUCCUAGCAUGGGUCCUCUACAACCUAGGACAUAGAAUUACUGAGCUGAUUUAGUUAAGCUUCUAAACUUCUCAAAUUGACAAAAUCAGCCAACCACUAUAGUACCUUUUAGUGUUAGCUCUAGUUCCCAUGUUCAGUUUUACCUAAAUCCAAAAUAACUGCAAAGUACUUGACCAUCUUUUAGUAUGUCUCAUCAAAGUUUUGAAAGUGUCUUACUGUUGGUAACUCAGUAACUUUUUUGCUGAUGACUACAAUGAUGAAGAAAACACUAGCAUAAGAAAAUGAUUCAUAUUAAGAUUCAUUGUUCAUAAAUUAUUAAGAAUAGAAUUGACUAGUUAUGUACUUGUAAAGAAAUCAACUAAAGUAAUUUGAAUAUGAUAUAACUUUAAAAGUCACAAUAAUUAAAGCAAGUAACAUAAAGAAACAUAUGAUAAUGUGGAAGAGUGGAAUGUUUUGCUUAUAUGUAUAAAAACUAUAAUAGGAAACAUGACUGAAAAAUACAUUAAACUGUUAUAUCCUUGGUUUAGCAGAGCAAAUGGUUUUUACAAAUUUUAUUUUGUAAUUAGGAAAGUUAGUUAAUGUACAGUUUUACAGCCAUAAAAGGCUGUCGCUGUAAUUCCAAUCUCAGGGUCCCUAUAGAUCAGCCCAAGUUCUUUGAUGCUCUCUCCUCCCUAGACUUUCUUCUGUAGAUUUAUGGUGAGAAGUAAGAGUCGCAGGCUAGCCAAACUCCUUGCACAAUGGCAGGGAAUUCUGUAAAUUAAAAUUUAAAGCUCUUUCUAUUACCCCAAGAAGUGCAGCUAAAUUAACACUAGACAUAGCAGCAUCUAGAUAACUAAGAGGCAGCAUGAGAUCCUAAUGUAGCCAAAACACAAAGAGAAGAGCUGAAUUAGUCACAUCAGUGGAAGGAUAUGGCACAUCACAGUCUGCACCUGCCACUUACCUCAGUGGGUUUUCAGGCAGUUUUUUCAAGUCUUUUGAAUGAAACAAUGAAUGAAUACAUCACUUUCCUGUGCUGGCAUCAACUCCACAAUGUGUUAUGGAUUGAGUGUAGGAGAUGUUGUGAGAAAGCUAUGACUGUCUUCCAGACCCUUUCGCUUGGCUGUAGCCCUUGAGUGUGGCUCAUGCUGUACUCGCUCCCCCAUUGCACUUCUGCCCCUGCACACCUCCUGAUCGUGGUAGUGUUGGCACAGUCCUCUGUGUUCCACUGCCCACUCAUAGGGCCAGAAACCAUUUCCAGAGGUCAGAAGUUCAGAUUCUUGACCUUUCUUUCGUCUUGUCCUGCAGCAUAAAAAUACAGGAGAGAGGUUGAUGAGACAGAAUCAUUAUUUUUUGUCUGUUCCCUUUAUUUGUAAUGUGGGCUAACAUUAAUUUUGCAAAUAAUCAUAUUUUAAGAAAAUAAAUUUGUAUUGAUAUUAUAUAUGCUGACAUACCUAGGGACAAAAACUGGCUUGUUAUGUAAGUUUUAUAUAAAUAUAUUAUUAUAUAAGUAACAAUACUUGUAAUAAUACAUACACAAUUCUACCAACAAAAAUGUUUCAUUUUUAAGUAUUUCACUUUCUUUGUGACUUUCCACACCAUGCUUCAUCAUUCAAAGGCUCUGCUUUCCAAUUUUUAACUUCACCCAUCUCUUUAUUUGAAAUUGAAAUGUUACCAGGGAAGAGCAAAAAGAGAAAACCAGAGGGGAAGCGGCUGGAGUGAAAAAAGGCAGAGGGAGAAGACUGCUGAGGGGGAGAAAAAAGAUUUAAAUGAGACGUAGAAUGAAUGCUUCACUUGUUGGCUUUUAGCACAAUUACCAUACCUUAGGAAAUAUGCAGGGAAUAGUUAAUUGCCACUAAAUGAGCCCCUUUUAGAGGCAGUGGCAGGCCCAGGGAUCUGACUGUCAGAGCUGUGAAAGAUGCUGAAUUGGAAGGCCAGUUUCCAUGUCAGGCAGUGGAUGGUCAGCCUGGCUCGCCAGGCAGAGAAAACAUAGCCGGGGAAGAGUAGCCUCAGACAAGAGAGCCUGGUAGAACAUUUGCAUACUUUUCCUGCAAAGGAGGUUUAAUCCAGAGAAAGAAGGAGAUUUUGGUAUUGUCAGCCUGGCUUUGUUCAGCGUGAAGAGCAGAGGAAAAUCAGCUGAAGGGCCUUUCUCAAAGCUGUGGUCCCAGGCUUGAGUUGUCCCAGCAAAGUUAUGUUCUUGAGAAUUGUUUGCACACUAUGGUCUGUUUGAAGAUCUUCUAAGCCCAAUGAUCUCAAAAUAUCCCCCUUUAGCAGCACAAACGAAGAGAAUUUUUGUGGUAAAAGUGACUCGUAUUGCAGACUGAACCCAAGAGCCCUUUGUUCUUACACAGAAUCCUCUGAAGUUCUGAGGGUGCCUCUUAGAGCCAGACUGAGCAAGUCAUACCCUAAAAGUCUUCCCAGACUAGAAAACAAGGCAAAAGCAAUCUACACUUGUGUCUGUCAUAGGAGGCAGCACUCUCCAAAAAAGAUGGCUCCAGAAAAGUAGCAGAUAAAAAGCAAGUUUGGUUGAAAUGGCUCAUUUUUGCCCCAUUUUCCUGAAGAAAUUUUUGAGGUUGCAGAGUUUGUUUAUAAAGCCAAGCCUCAUUGUUUGGACCGUUGCAUUGAAGUAUUCCCAUCAUUCAGUUGCCCUGGUCUUUUAUCUAGCAAGAUGAGUUUCUGAGAUCGCUCUGUGUCCAGUUUUCAAAACUGGGUUCUGACCUUCAGCAUGUGUUUUCUAAAACCCUACACAUUUCUAAUGAGGGAUAUAUACCUGCAGUCCCUGCUUGCAUGCUAGAUGAUCACAGUAUUGUGGUUCAGAAAUCAGGACUUAUUUCAGCUUCCCUAGUUGCUUUGAGCCUAAGUGCCCAUAAUCCUUAUAGUUCAGGACAUUGUUUAAAUAAUGUACUUAUAUAUAAAAGUAAUCACGGGGAGCUGUGAGUGCCUUUUUAAAUUCAUGAUUUUUCAUAUAGAACUUAAUUAGUAUUCAAAAAUGUGUUAUCUUAAUAUAUAAUUAAAAUCACAAACGAAACAUUCCUUUUUAAACUGAUAGAAUAUAUAUAUAUAUAUAUAUAUAUAUAUAUAUUAUAUAUAAAAUAAGACAUUAUCAGAGGUUGGAAAAAUCUAUAUGUAUUUACACAUAGCAGGUAAUUUAACCUGAGUUUUUGAAUUAAUAUUUUCUUCCCAGUUUCAUUUUAUGGUUCUUGUUCUUUUUGCUAUAGUGAGUAAUGAAAAAAAAAUGUUUAUUUAAGGUUCUGACAAUAAAGCAUCUGAGUUUCAAAAUAAAUGCGAAUGGUUAACAUGAAAAAUUAAGAAAAAGAUUACUUCAAAAUUAACAUAAGCCAGCUUCUGGGAGAAUAGCUGUGCACUCUUCUUUGGUGCAGUAAUUAGAGCUUUCAUCAAGAUGACCCUGUCCAUCAUGGGUAAAGGACUAGUGGGUGUGGGUCCCAGGCAGACAUACAGCUAAGGCCUUAGCAGGGGCGAGUUGCAAGUUUCUGAAGUUACCGUUAUUUUUUGUUAUGAGUGAGAUGCUUGUGUCUAAUCUAAGUAAACUCUGCCUUGCUGGAAGUGGUGCAUUUCUUUCUCCUGCUUUGCAUUUUCCCCUGUGAGAAGCAUGUCUGAAUGGGGGGGACUUGAAUAUACCUCUUUGUUGCUGAACUUGUCAAGCACAGCACUGUGUUCUCUUUCCCACCAGGAAGGUCAGGCCGCUGGGGGCCAAUCUGCUUUCUGAAAUGAACCCUACUGUCUAUCCCUGGUGUCUGACAGAUUGAAACAGUUGUCUGUGUUACUGUGCUUUCAAUGCUAUUUAAAUGGCUUGCUUUCUGAGGAGGAAAAAAAAGGUAAUAUGUGUAGGCUACACUGAAAAAAUGAAAUUUUUUGAAAGGACCAGACUUGUAUGUUAAUAUGUAUCUAAAAGAUAAAUUUAAUUAACUUUCUAAGAACAUAUUUACACAUCCAGGAAGUUAACCAUGUGCAGUUAAAGCCUGGCUCUCUCUCUCUCACACGCUUUAUCUCCCCCCUCCCUCCAAGAUAAGCCUUUAUUUCUGAGUUCUUCUGAAGACUUUUGUGUAUGUGUUUUUCUAAUUGGAGUAAUAAAAUUAUGAAGUAUGGAACUGUUUCAAUAGUAGACUUAUAGAAGUAAGAGUCCUUUGUUCCUGUAGAUUUCAGCUGCAUUGUAUUUUGAUCAGAGGUAUGUAUAAAGCCUGAAGAAAUAUGUACUGCAUGAGCCUCACUUCAAUACUCUCCAGAUAAUUGAGCUAAUUAAAUCUUUACCAACAUUAACACAACUCCAGCAUUCCUUGGACAGUGGAUAAUUAUUGCAUGAACAUGGCAAGCUUAAACUAAACAGAUGAAAAUAGAGUUCUGCGGAAUGGGUAUUGAGUUUAUUCUUUAUUCAUCUUUUGAUAAGGUUUAAUUAAAACUGCCUCUCUCUAUUGUAGUGAGAAUGAAUGUGCUUGUUUUCCUACUGAAAAGCAAAUUAUUCACUUCAGCCAUGGUUCAAUAAUCAAAGCCUUUGCAAAGUUUUGGGUUAUAGUGUAGCUGUGGGGAUAUAAUUGCUGCAAUUCUGUAUGAAGGCUUUAUCUUUUUUUAUUACUUUCUCUUAUUUAUUUUUGUAGAGAAAAAUUUAUAAAAGACCAUUUUGUGAUUUGGUAGAAGAGUGCCUAUGUUUGAAGCCUUGUUGCAGGUUUACUGUGGCUACAUUUUUUAAAGGUGCAUUUCUUAGAACCUCUUGCUGACAUGGGAGGUAAAAGGGACACACGCUGAAAUAGACGGCGUUUGAGAUGGAUUUCUGUUAGUGAAUAAAGUUUGGUAAAACCUUUAAAUCCUGUGAUUACCACAGGAUUAACAUAAUGGGGUGACAGUCCUGAGGGUAGAAAGCAAUAGGCAUUGGGUAUUCUUUCUACAAAUAUAUAUUUGCAUUCUCCUUAACUUUUUGUCCACCCACCAGAAAUAUUUUCUGUAUUGUUCAUUUAAAGGAGAUGGAGCUUUUUCUAAUCUUGGUGCUAAUUUUCUAAAACGAAUAGAUUUUAGGUACAUCAACGAUAACUUGUUAAUAUACUUACUGUCAUGAUUGCUGUGAUUUAUUUCCCUUUCUUCCUUCUCUCUUCUCUUUUUUUAAUAAAAUGGGAGAUUACAAAGAUAUUUAGUGGAACCAAGGACAAAAGUAAAAUGGGGCUCUGAAAGAUGAACUGGAAGCAGAGACUCCAGCACAGACAAGCUCUCUCACCCCACCUGUUUUUCUGUUGCCUUGAUCCUGGCUUUCCUUGCUUCUCUAGUCCCUGUGAUGGAAACCAGUUGACUUAUCCUAUGAUUUGUCACAAGAGAAAAACCAAACAUUACUCUGCGUCAGCGUCCCUGCUCCCUACCACGGGCGUUUACCCAUCCUAGAUCAAGUGAGUCGGCCCUGCAGCCCAAUAGCAGGCUCUUUACUUACCACUUCUUACUGCCUCUUGCUUUAUCCAUUCCUUAGGGAAGUGCGAAAUCCAGACUGGAACAAAUGUUUCUUCAUCUACAGAAAUAUUCUGAGGGUUAGAAUGCAGUGUUUUUAACCUCCUUUUUGAUUAGUGGUAUCCGUCUAGUGGACUAGAAAUAGUGCUUAAGUGUAAUAGACUAAAUGGGAAGGGAAAAUGUCCCAGAUGAUCACAUAUAGUGGGAAUAAUGACUAUUUUAUGAAAUUUCCCUUUCAGCUGUGAGUGCCUGUGUGUGUGUACUAUUGAGAGUCACUUAGAAAUGCAUUUUUUACAGUGAGUUGUGGCCAAAACAAGUUUCAAAGCAGUGACUGCUUCUUAGAUCCCCUUCAAGGCUUCUCCCGGGAGGCAGGGGUGGCGGGUGGGGAGGCACUGGGCAGGACUCCAGCCCCAUCCAUCUCCCAUCAAAGUGGCUCCACUUUAAUCUGCUCUACACUUUGUUUCCACCUAAUUUUUUUUUUCCUUAAACAAAGGAUACAGUGCCCAAAAGUUUGAGUGAACGGUUUUCCAGGUUCCUUCUUGGGAUUUUAGAGCUAAGUACGGUAGCCUUUGGGACAAGAACAGACAUUAUUUUGGUUUUCUGUACUAAAGAAGGUUUUGGGAAAUCAUCCAGCCUUUGCUAUUUUAGUUUUCUUUAUUUCCUCUUCCUGCCCCCUCCUUCCUUACUCUCUCCCCCUCUCUUUUUUUCUCUUUCACUGUCAUGUUCAAAUGCAGUUUCCCUACGUCAUCCCCUUAAAAACUCCGAGACUUAGUUUAUAGUAUGGACAGUAAAUCUGAAUGGACUUAAACAGCUUUGCCAUUUAAAAAAAGAAAACAACAGCGACUACCUCCGCCUGCACCUCUCCCUGUUAGCAGAAGUGUGGACGGAAGCAAGACUGCCAGGCUCAGCCACUUCCUCCAGGGCUUAAGUGCCCUCCGUGGACAACUGAGGAUCCUAGGGAGAAAUGGUCCUUAGUCGGGAUACAGAAAAAGACCAAAGAAAAAAACAGGCUUCUCUCAAAGUGUAUUUCAUACUGCUUCCUUUGGAAAGUAGAACUAGAUUUAGUGAUGGUUUUUUCAGCCCUUGCAUUGGAAGGAGGUCUCAGACACGCACUGUCCUGAAGCUGCAGCUGUGUGUUGAGCUCUCUCCUUAAUCAUGAGCUCUACAAUUCUUCUGUGAUGAAGAUGAGAAACGGUUAGGACUUCCUGCAUUUUUCCCCAGUACUUAUUGGUAGACCUUUUGUUUGUUACUGGAAAGAAAAGGCCAGACAACCUCACAGUGUAACACAUUACUUGAUAUAGAUGGUGCAUCAGGAUGACAAAGGGAGGAGCAAUUUGCUUGGUUUGACAUGAAUUUUAAAAAGUUGUUAAAAAUUAAGACAGGAGGGUUUUCUUUUUUUCUUUUUAAUUAGGGAGAAGCCCAAGUGUGGCACUGAAUGAGUACGCGCAGGAGAUAGCAAGGAUUUCCUUGAGUGAAGUGAAGAACCUAAUCAAGUGGGAGCAGUCUUUGCGAAAGGUUAAGUUUCAUGCCUUCAGUAGAGGCCACUCCAGACAAACUAUUAGUGAGAUAUAGGCUUGUGGUUGAAAUGAAAGGAGACUGACGAGGAAAAUUAAGGCCACCUCCACAUUGCAAGAGUAACAAACUGAUCUGGUGACACCUUUACUAUAGCCUCAAAGAACUCAGCAGGAGGUGGGGAUAGACUGGGCAACUCUGGGGGUGUAGAAGUGUCAUUUAGUUUAGGUUGAUAGGUAGGUAGAUAUAUGUAGAUAUACAUCUAGAUAUUAUAUGGAGAGAGAAGGACUGAGAUUAAAAACUACACGGAAGCUGGUUCACUGUUACGGAACUGUGGCUACAAUUUAUGACAGAAAACAGAGAUGAGACUAUGGUCAAACAGAAGACAGAAAUAAAUUAGAGAUGCAGCCCUAACUUACCAUCUCUCUCUAAGGCCAAGUUAGUACAUCCCAACCUCACGUAGGAUGUUCCUGUCUUGUUUUCAAAACAGUUGUGGAGGUGGUACUUCAAACCCUUUAACAGAUGCUACUCAUACAUCUAAGAUUUGCUUAAAGUAGCAGUUUUUAAAUCUUUAAGAUGAUGAUCAACUUUUACAGCCAUGGAGAUUUUAUGGAAAAGUACAGGUUUUCCUGUAUCUCACUUUAUAAAAAAGGAAAUGUAAGCCCCUCUUAGCACUCGCAGGACAGCAGUGACUGACUGAGGUGAGCCACAGCUGUGACUUAGAAGUACCACAGUCCCCACCACUUUUUCUUGUCUCCCUGUCCCCUGGACUAAAGAAACCACUUCUAUUUGCCUUCACCUUUUGCCAGUGUUUAUCUUGUAAGAAGAAAAAAAGAAAAGUACAAUAUUUUUGUAACCAAUGGUGCUAUACCAAGUGUCCCUUGUAACAGUAACCUGAAAGGGCCUUUUGUUGGAAGAAUUGAAAAGAACAUGUUUCUUUAUGUAAAUAAUCAAACCUACUUCCCUCACUUUGGUCACCUUCCUGCCCUUCCAGGACCUCUGUCUUAGAAUCAUUUCUAACUUUUUGGCAGUCAACUGUGUUAUUAUAUGUGUUAACCUUCUUUUCUCAAGGGGACCAUAAAGCAUUUUUGAUAUAAAGCUAUCUGUUCCACAGCAUAUGGCACUACAUUCUACACUAAGUGAAAUAUUUGCAUAUCGUUAGUGGGGAGCCAGGAGUAAAGUGAAAAGAACAUAACAAAUUUCCAAGGAAGAAGGAUUGUAAGUAAGUAGUCCAAAUGAAUGAAAACCAUAAGACAAAUCGACAAACAUUUAUUAAAUACCAAUAAAUCACUGAGAUUUUGUGAGAGAUACAAACGUUUGUGAGAUAUUGUCCCUAUAGUACAGCAAUUUCUUUGCAGCAGGUGACAUAAGGAAUAGAAUUACUAGCUUCAUAUAAGAGAUGAGAAGUUCUGUUAGACAAAUGUAGCUACUAUGCUAAGAAAACAGAGCAAGGGGAGAUUUUUCUGGAGCCAGGGAUUACAGAGAAGAAAAUAUCUGCGCUAACAUUUGAGCACUAAGUAGAAUAUCUAUAGUUGGGGGACAGAUUCCAGGAAGAGUUAUCAAACCAGGAAAGGCUACGAAGUCCAGAGUAUGUUUGAAACAGGACAAAACAUGUAUUUGUUUCCAACAGUAGGACUUGUGAGUAGGUACAUGGGUCUGUGGAAAAGGAAGAAAGAGAAUGGCCAGGCACCGUCCACUGUCAUGUCAGAACAGCACAGGAACUUUGACUGCCUCUGCAGAUCAACUUAGAAAUUCAAGAACUGCAGUGUCCCCAGAGCCCUGUUCCUUAACCUUUGCUUUAUGCUUCCUGUUUCUAGAGAAUUCUGCAAUGCCACAGAACAAUAAAAUUACUGCUAAUAAUGUUGAUAACAUCUCAUUUAUUGUUUACUGUGCCAGAAGCCAUGCUGAGUGCUUUGUGUGAAUGAUUCAUUUAAUCCUCCCAACAACUCUCAAAGGGGAGUGUUUUUAUCCCCAUUUGCAGCAGAAAAGACUGAGAUGUGAACUGUUUCUUCAGGUCUGCUGAUAUCCCACUAAGAAGUAGUACGUCACUCAUUGUGCUCAUCACUGGACUUUUUAUUCGACUCUGACAGGCUUCUUUAUUUUAGAUAAUUCAAUCAUGAUCAGUCUAAGUCUAUAAAAUUAUUUAGUUGCUAAUGUCUAGAGUAGCUUCAGCUACCUCUAGAGAUAAAAUUAGAGAUUUAAGAACUACAAUGCCCUCCAAACCCUGUCCAAAUUGAGUUAAUUAAACUGUAACUUGAACACUCUAAAAGCCCUAUUUAAAUACAAUUUCAUUCUUAGUGAAAAGCCCCAGCAACCUUGGUUAAAACUGAAUGCAGUCAGAAGUAAAAGUGUCAAUUUGUCUUUAAUCUAAAAUUCUCAACAUGAAAAUGUGGCAUGUGUCAUUGUUGCAGUUGGUUCUUCAAAUUUAUAUCACCAUUCUCAAUAAAAUGAUAAUGCUGUACAUAAAUUUUAUGAAGACACAUUGGUCUGAGAACAUUGGGGAUUUCUACAUAAUCAUUUGUUUUUUAAAAACAUAUAUUUAAGACGCUAUCACUGUGGUCCACAUUUGAAUGGUGUUGACAUUUCAUAAAAUUUUUUUAGGUUAAAUAUGUGAUUCAAACAAUGUAAUCCACUACAGCCUUAGUCUCUGACCAUUUUGAGUAGAUCUAAGCAGCUCCCAUGAUUUAUGUCAACUUGGGAGAGAAGUGACACAGAUAACAGAAAUGUUAGUUGAGGGUACAUUGUUCCAACCACAGCUGUACUAUUCUAGUAAUUUUUGGAAGAUAACCUAACAGCAGAAUGAGUUUGUAUUCCUUAAAAUACCAACCAUUUUGGAGCAGGAAUUCCAGGAUGUUGUGAUUCCCUAAAGUAUAUCCACAAAAAUGAAUAAUCACUGACAGAGGCUUUGGGGAAAAAAUGAUCAAAAACAAAAA
This is a messenger RNA of Cavia porcellus (domestic guinea pig), 12274 nucleotides long. It is a transcript of the gene Cdk14, whose product is annotated as cyclin dependent kinase 14. Gene Ontology annotation, cellular component: nucleus; cytosol; cytoplasm. The transcript is spliced from 16 exons. Bases 600 to 2105 code for a protein of 501 amino acids. NCBI's taxonomy places the organism in Eukaryota, Metazoa, Chordata, Mammalia, Rodentia, Caviidae. Gene Ontology annotation, biological process: protein phosphorylation. Gene Ontology annotation, molecular function: cyclin-dependent protein serine/threonine kinase activity; cyclin binding; ATP binding. The record is from RefSeq and is a predicted model, not a curated record.